AUCAGAUUGUUUUGGGUUUUCAGAGGAUUUCCUUUUCGUUGAAGUAUAUUGCGUGAUACUUUUUAAUCUCUUUCUGUGAAAUGUUUAUCGGAGAAGAGCUGACAGUAGAGGCACACGUUGAGCAAAGAUGCGUUUCCGCUCUUCCAAAGCUGGGUUAUGAGGAAUGUUAACUUCUAAUGAAGGAAAGUUUGUUUUAAAACAUUCCACCUUAAAAAAAACCUAUACUUAUCUUUCUACUUUCCGUUAUGGGCAACCAAAAUGACGAUGCAACAGUUUUCGGUUAUAAAUCCCUUGGAGAAUACCAAAAGCCAAAUGGCCAGGAGGAAUUUUCUUAUUAUGGCCAUUUUGUGUUUUGUUUUUGCCUUCAUCUUCAUUUGCACUGUAGUUGUAGUUGUCCUUACAAAUAUUGAAAAUAAAAGGCAACAUGACUAUGGCCCAAGUUAUAGUGACUUGAAAUCUCAAAGUAUUAACAUAACCAGUUUGUUUUCCCUUAUUCAACCCUCUACUCCUAUUCAUACGUCACCCAUGAAAACACCAACCUUGGGAAUGUCACCCACUGAAAUGAAGGCAACAUCCAGUUUUAUUAAAGAAUACUCAAGUUUAAGUCAAAAGACUACAAUAGUUAGCACAAGUCCCUCACAGUCCUUUCCACUGCUUACAACAUACAAAUCAAAUUCAGUAUUAUCAACAGAAAGUACUACCUCAUUAAUACAAAAUAUAUCCUUGUCAUCGGUGGAACUAUUUAACAAAUCAUCAUCCAUUUUUCUGCCAUCAACAGUAGAUUUUACAUCAAUUGUUUUACCAUCUGUUUCCUCUUCGCUUUUGACCAGCAGUCAUCCAAAUACAACAACAAACCCUCCAAUCACACUUGCAGCUUGCCCAAAUUCAGACUUUACAUGCCGCAGUGGAGAAUGUGUGAGCCAGGAUGCUAAAUGUAAUCGAUAUAUUGACUGCCAAGACAAAUCCGAUGAAGAGAACUGCACAGACUGUAUUGGUGUACAGUGUACCUCAGGUCUCUGUUUGUGGAGUUGGAGUCCUCUUUGUGAUGGUAUUGUAGACUGUUUUGAUCUCAGUGAUGAAGUCAACUGUGUUGCAGAUACCAAUAAAAGAAAAUGCGACAAUGGGGUGUGGAUCUACAAAUACCAGUGGUGUGAUGGGAUUGAUAACUGUUAUGAUAAUAGUGAUGAGAAAAAUUGUAGCUGUCUGGCAGGCCUGGAGAUAGAAUGUGGAGAUGGACAGUGUAUACGUAAGGAAUGGGUCUGUGAUGCCUACCAGGACUGUAGCACAGAUGAAAUGGGGUGUGAUAAAUGUAGCAGUUCUCAGUACAUUUGCCAGGAUUAUAGCUGUAUAGACAAGACCAAAGUUUGUGAUGGUUCCCCAGACUGUCCCCAGGGGGAGGAGGAGACACAAUGCUUUAAGUUUUUGAGUAACAUCUCCGAUUCCAGUGGUUUACUUGUUGGACACUACAGGGGAGAUAAUGCAGUCUAUCCUGUGUGUAGCACAAACUGGAAACUCCAUUACAGUAACAUUGUGUGCAGAUAUAUGGGUCAUGAAGGAGCAGUGAUGACCUUGACCUCCCCAAUACCUAGUGCUGUCCAGUAUCUGGAGCUUUCUGACAACGUCACAGACACACAGACAUUCCUCAGCCACCUACAAAUCAGCUUUAACUGCAGAACAAACAGAACAGUUGAGAUCACCUGCAUGACAAAAGUUUGUGGUAAGAGAAGCUCUGGACUACAGGUGCCCUUUAUCUCUGGAGGAGACUUGUCCACCAGAGGGCGCUGGCCAUGGGUGGUAUCCUUGUCAUAUCUAGGGAAACCAAUCUGUAGCGGUGUGUUGAUAAACCCUCUCUGGGUCCUGACUGCAGGCCACUGUAUGGCUGUGUCAGGGGUUUAUAAUUACACACAUACUCCAAAUAAUGUGCAAGUUUUGCUCGGUUCUGUAAAACGUACUCGUGACUUAAAGGGUGGAGAAUUGUUACUGCGUGCUGUAGAGAUUCGCCACCACCCAGAUAUGAAGUGGACAGGAGAGGGGACAAUUUACUGGGACAUUGCUCUUAUUCGAUUGGAGCGACCCGUGACCUUCACUGCUGUUAUCCAGCCCAUCUGUCUAUCAUCCAAUCACAGUGACCCUGUGACAAGCACCUGCUAUCUGACUGGAUGGGGAAGCAUUGAACCAAAUCAGGAGAUGACAGUGGAGUAUUUAAGAGAAGCCAAGCUUCGAGUCUGGGAUGAGGAGGAGUGUAGAAAAAACACCAUUGUGUCUGAGUCAACAGUAGACACAAACUUCACACUUUGUGCUGGAUACACAUCUGGGACCUUAUCUGGAUGUAGGGGAGACAGUGGGAGUGGACUGAUGUGUAUGAAUCGUUACAAUCAGUGGAGUGUUGAGGGUGUCAUGUCCAGUGGAGCUGCACAGUGUGGGGUGCCAUCCUCUCAGGCCCUCCGCUUUACCAAAGUGUCUGCCACUCUUCCUUGGAUCCAUAUUGUCAUGUCUACAGUUCAAUGAUCUCUCAGACUCUCCAAUAAUGCCAAUAGCUCUCUGAUGAACGUACAUUAAAUACUUCAGCCUUAUUCAACCCUCCACAGACAUUGCUCUAUUAAAAUAUUCACUUUUCCAAAGAGAUGCUCAGAUUUAAGGCUAUUUGUCCAGAAUACUCCAUGUCACUUAUGAACCUACUCAGCUCUUGCCAAUCUCAAAUGGAUUAUUUCUUAAGGUUCUGACAAAUACACUUUUCAAGGAGUAUACAUAAAUCUUUUGAAUACUAGUCAAAAUCAUGUGUUUAAUACAUGUACAUGUAUGAACAUUUCCUCGUAAAUCAGCUACCUAACACUUUCUCCGCUAAAAUGUCCCCCUAACAGUUGGCUGUUAUUGUUAUAUGAAGAACACCGUAAAUCUACUUAAAUUUAUUUGUACAUUUAAAACAGGUGCUACAGCAUGUCAUUUCACAAAGGCUUCCAUAGUGCUUAUUUAUAUAUAAUAAUUUUAUACUGUUAUUAUAUUUACAUGUUUUGAUAGAAUAUACAUAUAUUUAUUUAUUCCCUGUUAAUGUCUUGUAUAUGAAAUAAAAACGGUUUGAAUUAG
Messenger RNA from Saccostrea echinata, 3084 nucleotides. Its product is annotated as atrial natriuretic peptide-converting enzyme-like. Gene Ontology annotation, molecular function: serine-type endopeptidase activity; protein binding. The record is from RefSeq and is a predicted model, not a curated record. NCBI's taxonomy places the organism in Eukaryota, Metazoa, Mollusca, Bivalvia, Ostreida, Ostreidae. Gene Ontology annotation, cellular component: membrane. Gene Ontology annotation, biological process: acrosome reaction; proteolysis. Bases 259 to 2508 code for a protein of 749 amino acids. The transcript is spliced from 15 exons.